UCGGUUCCGCCCGACUUUAACAUGGCGGCGCCCUUUGUCUGCUCUGAAGUGCCGUCCCAGGCCUUCUCGCGGCCGUGAUGCACCUCCCUCCGCGGCGCGGCUCGGGACAUGGCAGGUGAGGGUAACGAGCUGGAGAAGGGGAGCGAAGCUGGAGUUGACACAGACAAAGUGUUGGAAAGGAGCAGCCUGGGCUGUUUGAAAAUCUGAGCCAUGGACUUCCCCCAGCACAGCCAGCAUGUCCUGGAGCAGCUGAACCAGCAGCGGCAGCUGGGACUUCUGUGUGACUGCACCUUUGUGGUGGAUGGUGUCGACUUUAAGGCCCAUAAGGCAGUGCUGGCGGCCUGCAGUGAGUACUUCAAGAUGCUCUUCGUGGACCAGAAGGAUGUGGUGCAUCUGGACAUCAGUAACGCGGCGGCAGGCUUGGGGCAAGUGCUGGAGUUCAUGUACACAGCGAAGCUGAGCCUGAGCCCUGAGAAUGUGGAUGAUGUGCUGGCUGUGGCCAGCUUCCUCCAGAUGCAGGACAUCAUCACGGCCUGCAACGCCCUCAAGUCACUUGAUGAGCCAGUCACCAGCCCUGGGGAGAAUAUGGAGGUCCCAGCUGCAGAAGGAGGUGACAGGAGAACCAAAGAAAAGGCUGCUGCCACCACACUGAGCAGGCUGGACCAAGUUGGAAGCAGUGUACCCCCAGGCCCAGCGGGAGAGCCUAAAGAGGAGCGGGGUGGCCAGGCCGAGAGCACAGCUAGUGGUGCAGAGCAGACAGAGAAGGCCGAUGCCCCCCGGGAGCCCCUUCCUGUGGAGCUCAAGCCAGACCCAACGAGCAGCAUGGCUGCAGCAGAAGCUGAGGCUGCCAUGUCGGAAAGCUCAGAGCAAGAAAUGAAGGUAGAGCCAGCCAGCAAAGGAGAAGAGCCUGAGGAGGAAGACUCAGAGCCCACCGAGGUCAAGGAGGAGGGAGCACGGCUGGAGAACGGAGAGGCCCCUGAGGAGACCGAGGAGUCUGUGGGCACGGACUCGGGACAGGAGCUCAGCGUGGAGGCCCGGAGCCUGCGCUCUGGCACUUAUGGGGACCGCACUGAGUCCAAGGCGUAUGGCUCCGUCAUCCACAAGUGCGAGGACUGUGGGAAAGAGUUCACGCACACGGGCAACUUCAAGCGCCACAUCCGCAUCCACACUGGCGAGAAGCCCUUCUCAUGCCGAGAGUGCAGCAAGGCCUUCUCCGACCCUGCUGCCUGUAAGGCCCACGAGAAGACACACAGCCCGCUGAAGCCAUAUGGCUGUGAAGAGUGCGGCAAGAGCUACCGGCUCAUCAGCCUGCUGAACCUGCACAAGAAGCGGCACUCGGGGGAGGCGCGUUACCGCUGCGAGGACUGCGGCAAGCUCUUCACCACCUCGGGCAACCUCAAGCGCCACCAGCUGGUGCACAGCGGUGAGAAGCCCUACCAGUGUGACUACUGUGGCCGCUCCUUCUCAGACCCCACGUCCAAGAUGCGCCACCUGGAGACGCACGACACUAACAAGGAGCACAAAUGCCCACACUGUGACAAGAAGUUCAAUCAGGUGGGGAACCUGAAAGCCCACCUGAAGAUCCACAUUGCAGAUGGGCCCCUCAAAUGCCGAGAGUGUGGGAAGCAGUUCACCACCUCAGGUAACCUCAAGCGGCACCUGCGGAUCCACAGUGGGGAGAAGCCCUAUGUGUGCAUCCACUGCCAGCGGCAGUUCGCUGACCCCGGUGCCCUGCAGCGGCAUGUCCGGAUCCACACGGGUGAGAAGCCAUGCCAAUGUGUGAUGUGCGGCAAGGCCUUCACGCAGGCCAGCUCCCUCAUAGCCCACGUGCGCCAGCACACUGGCGAGAAGCCCUACGUCUGCGAGCGCUGUGGCAAGAGGUUCGUGCAGUCCAGCCAGCUGGCCAAUCACAUUCGCCACCACGACAACAUCCGGCCCCACAAGUGCAGCGUGUGUAGCAAGGCCUUCGUGAACGUAGGGGACCUGUCCAAGCACAUCAUCAUCCACACUGGAGCGAACCUUGCCUCCUCACCAGGAGAGAAGCCCUACCUGUGUGACAAGUGUGGGCGCGGCUUCAACCGCGUGGACAACCUGCGCUCCCAUGUGAAGACUGUGCACCAGGGCAAGGCGGGCAUCAAAAUCCUGGAGCCAGAGGAGGGCGGUGAGGUCAGCGUGGUCACUGUAGAUGACAUGGUCACACUAGCCACCGAGGCACUGGCAGCAACAGCCGUCACUCAGCUCACAGUGGUACCAGUGGGGGCAGCAGUGACAGCCGAUGAGACAGAAGUGCUGAAAGCGGAGAUCAGCAAAGCAGUGAAGCAAGUGCAGGAAGAAGACCCCAACACCCACAUCCUCUAUGCCUGUGAUUCCUGUGGGGACAAAUUCCUGGAUGCCAACAGUCUGGCACAGCAUGUUCGGAUCCACACAGCCCAGGCACUGGUCAUGUUUCAGACGGACGCGGACUUCUACCAGCAGUAUGGGCCAGGCAGCACUUGGCCAGCUGGGCAGGUGCUGCAGGCCGGAGAACUGGUCUUCCGCCCCCGGGAUGGAGCUGAGGGCCAGCCUGCCUCGGCUGAGAGUCCUCCUGCAGCUCCUGAGUGUCCACCGCCUGCUGAGUGACUGGAGGCCCUCCUCUUUGACUUUUUAUUUAAGGGUGGUGGAUGGCACCCUAGAACUGAGAAGGGUGGCCCCAUUCCCUAGAGAAUAAAUUUGAUUAUU
Messenger RNA from Octodon degus (degu), 2718 nucleotides. It is a transcript of the gene Zbtb17, whose product is annotated as zinc finger and BTB domain containing 17. Gene Ontology annotation, biological process: regulation of transcription by RNA polymerase II. The record is from RefSeq and is a predicted model, not a curated record. Lineage: Eukaryota; Metazoa; Chordata; Mammalia; Rodentia; Octodontidae. The coding region runs from base 211 to 2619 and encodes 802 amino acids. The transcript is spliced from 16 exons. Gene Ontology annotation, molecular function: protein binding; RNA polymerase II cis-regulatory region sequence-specific DNA binding; DNA-binding transcription factor activity, RNA polymerase II-specific.